AUGCCGCUCUCCGAGUUGCGUCGGUUGAUACUAUUUCCAGUGCAGCCAUCGGGGCACCACACACCAGCAGUGGUCCAGCUCGACCUGGCGGACCUGUCGUCCAUUGCGGAGAAGGCUCAGCAGGCACUGCGCAUCCACGGCCGCAUCGACAUCCUCGUCAACAGCGGUGGCAUCAGCUACCGCGGGGAAGCGUGCGACACUUCGGUCGAGGUGGACGUCAAGCUCAUGAUGGUCAACUACUUUGGGCAUGUUGCACUUACCAAAGCGAUACUGCCCAACAUGAUCGACAUGAGAGAUGGGACCAUCGUUGCCAUCAGCAGCGUGCAGGGAAAGAUUGGCCUGCCAUUCCGCUCAGCCUAUGCGGCAUCCAAGCACGCAACCCAGGCCUUCUUUGACAGCUUGUUGGCUGAAGUGGCACAGUAUGACGUCCACGUAUGCGUAGUCUCUCCAGGUUACAUACGCACUAACCUCUCAAUGAACGCACUCACUGGCACGGGAUCAGUCUAUGGCGUGAUGGACGAAACAACCGCUACCGGAAUGGCUCCCGAGGACGUGGCUGACAUCGUCCUGGAGGCGGUGGUGAACAAGCGAACUGACGUGGUGAUCGCCAGCUUCAUCCCGCGCCUCGUACUCUUCGUGCGGGUGCUGAUGCCCUGGCUGUACUUCACUAUCAUGAAGGGGCGAGCCAAGCGGUUGCGUCUACAGCAACGUCGGGUCCAAUAGCAAAUACUGGCGCGUUUUGCCCAGCGGGAGCGCGGGGGGCGAACGCUGUGAACUGUUCACCAUUCUGCCACAUGCGGUUUAGCGUAUCUGCAGCAACUUGCUCACUGUGUCGGAGAGGUCUCUUCGGUUUGCCCUGCACUGCGCUGGCUGCGUUGUUCCUGUCUGAAUCUUUGCAAGUGGGUAACAUUGGGGGGGGGGGGGGGG
Molecule: messenger RNA, 927 nt
Organism: Dermacentor silvarum
Lineage: Eukaryota; Metazoa; Arthropoda; Arachnida; Ixodida; Ixodidae
Product: dehydrogenase/reductase SDR family member 7B
Exons: 5
Coding region: 1-723 (240 amino acids)
Cellular component (GO): membrane
Source: RefSeq, a predicted model, not a curated record